This is a messenger RNA of Lactuca sativa (garden lettuce), 4165 nucleotides long. Its product is annotated as receptor-like protein EIX2. Gene Ontology annotation, molecular function: protein binding. Lineage: Eukaryota; Viridiplantae; Streptophyta; Magnoliopsida; Asterales; Asteraceae. The record is from RefSeq and is a predicted model, not a curated record.
AAAAAAUAAUAUAAUAUCUUUAAUUUGGAGUUACAUAAUGUAUCUUUUAAUUAAGCUUUGCACAAUAACCUUGUCAAGUCAAAUAAUAACGAAAAAUUUAUUUUCUUGAAGCUAGUUUUGUAAUAUGAUUGAACAUCAAAAUCAAGUUUAUAAUUUAUAACUAGUAUUUACAAAAUAUUAUAAAUUAUCCUAUACUUCUUGAAAAUCUAAAUGCUUGUUUGUCAUUUAUUUUAUAUUUUUUAAAAGAAUUGUUGCCAUAUACAAUUGUGUCUAGCUGUCUACCAUGGGGACCACAAAAAUUCAACUUGUGCAUACAAAUGUCUGUUGACUUCAAGUCUUCCAUGGCAUGGAAAUUAGUUUUUCUUCAUUGAUGGCAUUAUAAAUGAAGUGGUUUCUUCAAUAUAACAACCUAUCUUUCCACUUCAACUUUCUUCUAAAUUAAAAAGGAGGGUUAAUAAUGGGGACUCGGAGGGGUUUAGGGAUCCAUCUCAUUUUCGUAUGUGUUUUUUUGGUUGCAAACAAAUAUUCUUGUUUUGGUGUUGGAAAUGUCAGUCUCGCCUGCUCUCAAAAAGAGCGACUUGCUCUUCUCAAGUUCAAAGGGAGUGUUGAAGAUACUUCUGGAAUGUUGUCUUCAUGGGUGGGGGAGUAUUGUUGCCUGUGGGAAGGAAUCCACUGUGACAGUCUCACUGGAACCGUUGACAGCCUCAAUCUCAGAGCAAAUUACUACUACGACUGGGGUGAUGCAGGCUAUUUAGUUGGUAAUGAGGUGAACUCUUCAUUGGCUGAGUUGAGGCAUCUCAAGUACCUGGACUUGAGUUGGAAUGAUUUACAUGGAAGCCGGAUCCCUGAGUUCAUUGGUUCCUUCAAACAGCUGAGAUAUCUCAAUCUCUCUUAUGCUGGUUUUCAAGGUAUUAUUCCUCCUCACAUUGGAAAUCUUUCUAAUUUAAAGGUUUUGGAUCUCAGUUGGAAUGGUGAGCUGAUGUCGGAUGAUAUGUCAUGGACUUUUGGCCUUCCAUCACUCGAGCAUCUCGAUUUGAGUUGGGUGGAUCUUGGCGGAGCAAAGAACAUGGACAUGGUGCUUUACAAUCUUCCUUCGUUAAAAGAGUUAAGUUUGUGUGGUUGUAGACUUUCCAAUGUCCAUCUUGGUCCAUUUUUUAAUUCGAGUAGAAUUCUUGCCAACAUAAAACACCUUGAUCUUGGCUCCAAUUCUUUCAAAGGCCCACUCCCUGGAUUUUUCCGAAACAUGACAUCCCUUGAAUUUCUGGAUCUUUCAAACUAUGAUAUUAGAUUGUCAUGGAAUUUUGCUAACUUGCUAAACAUGAUCCCUUCCUCUUUAUCAGAGCUGCAUUUGUCACUUUGUGGGCUUGAUAAGACUUUUCUAUCUUCCGCUCAUUUUAAUAUCAGUAUGCUUUCUAACAUCCAACACCUGGAUCUUAGCUGGAAUUCAAUUGAAGGCAUAUUUCCAUCUGUUUUCAGUAACAUGAGUUCCUUAAGAGUCCUUGAUCUCUCAAGAAACAUGCUGCAUUCUUCGGUUCCUAUUAUGGCUAACCUUCUAGAGCUUGAUCUUUCUGUUAACCAGUUUAAGAAUAUUGAGGAUGUUGGAAUCUGGAGACAGUGUCACCUGAAAACAUUGGCUGCAUAUGGAAAUCCUUUUGAAAUAGAAAGGAUUGACCCACCGCAAAACGUUUCAGAAUGCUCCCAAUAUGCUUUGGAGCGGUUGGAUUUAAGUGGGUGUUUGAAUGGUACGAUUCCAGAAGCAUUUGGAAGACUAACCAAUUUAAGACACUUAGAUCUAUCAAUGAGCAGUUUGACAGGUCCAAUCCCCGAAUCUCUAGGAAGAUUAAGAUUCUUAGAGGUAUUAGAUCUACAUGAUAACCAAUUGAAUGGUUCAAUUCCAGAAUCCUUUGGAAAUCUUGCAGCUUUAGAAUCUUUGUAUCUACAAUCCAAUCACUUAACGGGCCCCAUCCCAACAUCUCUAGGAAGACUUGUUUCAUUACAAGCAAUUCGGUUGUCUUCAAAUUUGUUAAAUGGGACUAUUCCGGUUUCAAUUGGGCAACUUGCCAAACUCAAAUAUCUUGAUAUCUCAGACAAUUCCUUAGAAGGAGUAGUUUCCGAAGCCCAUUUUGCUAACCUUUCGAUGUUGGAGCACUUGGAUGCUUCUUCUAACACCAAGUUGGCAUUCAAUGUCUCACGUGAGUGGAUACCUCCAUUCCAGUUGUAUGGUCUAGAUCUCAGUUCCUGCAAUCUCACAAAUGGAUUGCCACAGUGGCUACGAAAUCAGUUCUUGCUCUCUGAGUUAGUGUUGUCGAAUGCUUCAAUUUCGGGACCUCUGCCCAGAUGGUUGCGGAAGAUGCCUGUCAUUGAUUUCUUAGAUCUCUCUCACAACAAACUCAGCGGACCAUUGACAAACCUUCCAGAAAUAGGACUGGCAUUAAUAUUAGCAAAUAACAUUUUCAAUGAGUCGAUUCCAAGGUCCUUGUGCAGAUGGACGCAUUUGGAAUAUCUUGAUCUUUCCAGAAAUAGGUUAACAGGGAAAAUUCCCAAGUGUCUCCAGAAUCUGAAAUUGUUGGAAACCAUGAUAUUUAGUUCAAAUUUGCUUUCAGGUGUCAUUCCAAGUUAUAUAGCAAAUAAUCAUUCAUCAUUGUAUUGGUUAACAUUGAAUGGCAAUAACUUUACUGGGGAAAUUCCUCAAGGUUUGGGGAAUUUACGAGCUUUAAGAGUGUUAGAUGUGGGUGAUAAUCAACUGUUCGGAAACAUACCCCACUGGAUCGGAGAAAAGCUGACAAAUUUGAUGGUCUUAAAGCUACACAGGAAUAACUUCACUGGGGAAAUUCCUGAAUCUUUGUGCAAAAUGUCGAAACUUCAAAUUUUGGAUGUUGCACACAACAACUUCACAGUUUGAUUCAGGGAUUUCUCAAGAUUUAUUGGGACAGAUGGGUGUUUGCAAGUGAACGAUGUUGAAGGGUUUAGCAAGAGGUUGCAUUUGAAGAACAUUCCAAGGUGGCAGUCUAAUUAGUCUCAGCAGGUAACAAAUCAGUGAACAACAAUUCAAAUGGAAGCUGAGAUAGAAAUUGGUUACGCAAAGAGAAGACGGAUAUGAUGCAAGAAGUUAUCGAGUUACAACAUGUAAAUGGUCAGACACAUCAUUAUUGGAGACACAUCAUUAUAUGGAAUCAAUAAAGAAAAAAACUUAAAAGCAGUCAAGGUUGUGUUAUUGCUUUUUUCUUGAGUGUUUAAGCCGUAGAUGUGUCUUUGAGCAUUGUCAUUCUGCAAGAAUUUCCAUGGGUUUGACAAUUCCUGUGGUCAACAUCUUGAUUUUCCUUUUUGUUGCUUUCAAAUCAAAUAUGAGUUUAUUGCCUAUACUUCUUUCUUUUUGUAUUUUGCUUUUCCAAAUUGUUACUUUUACUCUUGGUUCGUCUUGAUCAUCAACAACAAUAGUUAAUUGUAAAAUCAAGGACUCAUUUAAGUUACAUAUCUUGGUCUAUUUUUCAAAUAAUUAAGUAAGAAUCAGGUAUCCACUUAUUAUCUAUUUUUCUAUUUGUAAAUUUUCUUUUUCUUUUAUCAUGCAAAGGGGGAAAGUUUUGGUCUUGGUUAUGUUAUUAUGAAUGAUAAACAACACCGUACAUGCAUGGUUGUUGUGGUUUUUGGUGGUGUUUUGUUUCUUACACAUUCAUCUUUUAUUGGUUUCUGUGAUUUAAUUCAGGGAUUUAGCAAGAUUUAUUGAAUAGGUGGGAGUUUGUGCAUGAACAUUUCUUAUGAGGGGUUUAGCAAGAGGUAACUUUUGAAGAAAAUUUGAAGGUGGGACUUAAAUCAACUCAGCAGGUAACAUAGAAUUGAAAUCCAAAGGGAAGCUGAAAUAAAAUGGUUACGCAAAGAGAAGAGUACAGAACUGAUGCAAAGUUAUUAAAUUACAACAUCAACAUGCUCAGACACAUCAAGAUGUGCAAUAAAUAAUAAGAUAACUCAAAGCCGUCGAGCAUACACAAAAGCAAUAGGUUUUUUGUUUUAUCACCUUUUUUCUUGAGUGUAAGCCCUUGAUGUGUCUUUCAGCGUUGUCAUGCUGCAAGAUUUUCAAUGGGUUUGAGAUUUCAUGGGUUUAACAUCUUGAUAUUCCUUUUUGUUGCUUUCAAUUCAGAUACAAUUUGAUUCAAUAUACUUCUUUCUA